Molecule: messenger RNA, 3174 nt
Organism: Pyricularia oryzae 70-15
Lineage: Eukaryota; Fungi; Ascomycota; Sordariomycetes; Magnaporthales; Pyriculariaceae
Product: vacuolar transporter chaperone 4
Exons: 4
Coding region: 557-2899 (780 amino acids)
Biological process (GO): vacuole fusion, non-autophagic; vacuolar transport; polyphosphate metabolic process
Cellular component (GO): vacuolar transporter chaperone complex; fungal-type vacuole membrane
Source: RefSeq, a predicted model, not a curated record
UGCUCACCACAGCAUGGCCAAGGUUGAGAUAUGUUUGUCUGCAGCACGCUCCGUACCUAAUCCACAUUCAGCGCCAAAUUAAUUAGUAGCUGCAGAUUUUUUUUCAAUUGAUAUAUUUUUGUAUUUUAUUUAUUUUUUCUCACCCUACGAACGAGCGCCUAUUGGACUGUCCCGCGAAACGAGCCAGUCGCGAACCACAGAUGCUAACCAAGGUCGGGUAGCCACAGCAAGAGCCGACCCGCAAGCUCCUGCAAAGAGCUAACACAACCUACCCAGUUAGCGCUGAACUACGAAACUGGUCCUCAGAGCAAGGACAUCAUUUUGGUUGCCGUCGCCAGAGUCACCCGCCUGGUUCCCAUUGCUUUUAAUUCUGCCCUGGGAACGUACUGUGUACCUACCUAUAUUACUACAGUCGGUACCUUACUUGCCCAGCUAAGGUGCUCAUCGGAUAUCUUGGCUGCCCUACCUCCUUGGGCGAAUACUAUUUACGAAGCGAAGCUGGCACUCGACCAGACUGUCCGGUCCAUACCAUCUCGACCGGCCCAACGUCGUCGUCAUGAAGUUCGCCGAGCAGCUGCGGGCCAGCAUAAUACCCGAGUACCAAUGGUACUACCUCGACUACCCGGGCCUCAAAGCUGAGCUUAAGCAACCGAGCGGACCGAUCCAAAAGGACACGGGAGUCCGGGAAUGGUCAGAGGAUGAUGAGACUCGCUUCGUGCGCAAGCUCGAGGCGGAACUCGAAAAGAUCCACCAGAAGCAGCAGGUCAAGUCCAUCGAGAUCACCAGGAGGAUCGCCGUCUGCGAGAAGGAGGUUAUGGAUACCAUCAGGCGCCAAAACGAACGCGGCACCGGUCCUGGCCCUACCGAGGAGGAGUUUGACCUCCACGAGUCGGAUCUGAGCGAUAUCAUCGCAGACGUCCACGACCUUGCCAAGUUUGUUCAAGUCAACUACACUGGGUUUUAUAAGAUUAUCAAGAAGCAUGACAAAAUGACUGGCUGGCAUCUGAAGCCCGUCUGGGACAGUCGGUUGAAGGCGAAGCCGUUCUACAAGGAGAACUAUGACGCUCAGGUUGUCAAGCUCUCAAAGCUGUAUGACCUGGCCCGCACACGAGGCAAUCCUGUUCAGGGUGACAGCGCAGCUGGUGGCGGACAGGCCAGCUUUGUCCGAAACACCACAAAGUAUUGGGUUCACCCGGACAACGUUACCGAGUUGAAGCUCAUCAUCCUCAAGCACCUACCGGUCCUCGUCUUCAACGCAAGUAAGGAAUUCGAGGUAGCUGACUCGGCCAUCACAUCGAUCUACUACGACAACCCGGACACAUGGGAACUUUAUGAGGGGCGACUCAAAAAGACGGAGGGGGCCGAGGCCAUCCGUCUUCGUUGGUACGGCGGCAUGGACACGGAAACGAUAUUUGUUGAACGAAAGACGCAUCGCGAAGACUGGACGGGCGAGAAGUCGGUCAAGGCGCGCUUCCCCAUCAAGGAGAAGAAUGUGAACUCGUACAUGAAGGGAGACCUCCUACCUGCGGCUGUGUUUGAAAAGGCGCGUCGGGAAGGCAAGAAGCCCCAGAAAGUGCUCGAUGAGCAAGAGCGUCUCGCGGCCGAGAUUCAGUAUUCGGUGCUGAAGAAGGGUUACAAGCCAGUGUGUCGGUCAUUUUACAACCGCACAGCUUUCCAGUUGCCGGCGGAUGCACGAGUGCGUAUCUCGCUCGAUACUGAGCUCUGCAUGAUACGAGAAGAUGACCUGGAUGGCAAGAAGCGUGCUGGUGAUAACUGGCGACGGAUGGACAUUGGGAUCGAUCACCCGUUCAGCCAGCUGCCGCCCGAGGACAUUGUUCGGUUCCCCUAUGCCGUGCUGGAGGUUAAGCUGCAGACACAUGUGGGACAGCAACCACCAGACUGGGUGCGCCAGCUCAUUUCGAGCCACCUGGUAGAGUCGGUGCCCAAGUUUUCGAAAUUCAUCCAUGGAUGUGCGAGCCUGUUUGAGGACAGAAUUAAUCUGUUGCCCUUUUGGCACCCGCAAAUGGAUGUUGACAUCAGAAAACCACGGACGCACAACUUCGGCAUCCACCGACCGGCAGCCAACUCGGCAGCAACAGCCACCACCGACGAUGAAGAGGACGAGCUUGAUUCGGACGAGGAGGAGGCAGAAGAUGCAGGCAAGAAUGGUGUGGCCAGCUCGCAUGCUGCCAACGGAAAUGGUGAAUCGUCCAGCCGGGGACUUCACCGUGGUCAGCGAGCACAAGACGUUGAAGACCAGACUGUGGCGCAGCCAGUGGCUGAUGAGGAUUAUCCCGUCUACGACUCGGACGUGGAGGAGGAUGAAGACGUUAGGCUAGAGGAGGCGCGGAGAGUGGGUGGUUGGGACUACUACUCGACACUGUUUUCCAUAUAUUCUGGUAAAGCCGCGCAUACGGGGCUGGCAGUGGCGAAGGCGCUCAUCCCGCGCCCACGAGGCUCGGCCAUUCCGAGAAGCGAGCGCAAUGAGGCUCUCUGGGGAAGCGAGGACACGAGUCUGAAACGCUUCAAGGCGCCCAAGGGCAAGAAGAUUCAUGUGCCGGUUCGUGUCGAACCAAAGGUGUACUUUGCCGCCGAGCGCACCUUUUUGGGUUGGCUCGAGUAUUCGAUUUACGUGGGUAUGAUUGCUACAACAUUGCUGAACUUUGGCGACAAGCCCAACAGCAUGGCAUUUGUGGUAGCCGGUGCCUUCACGAUUGUUGCAAUUCUUUGCUUGAUAUACUCGGUGGCUAUCUACCUCUACAGAAGCCGGGCGAUCCGCACGCGCCGAGCAUCGGCGAAGUACUACGACAAGUUGGGUCCUUCAGCUCUGUGUGUGACAUUGUUCCUUGCGGUUGCUUUGAACUUUGGGUUCGAGGGGUACAAGAGAAGUAUUUGGUAGGGCCUUUGUGACAGUACUUUGCUAAGGAGUUUGUGGAGGGAAGAAAAAGAAAAAAAAAAGCAGUUGAGGACGCUUGUAUGCGUCAACGUGUAAUGGUGUACAUAGGCGGGCCUGCAUCCUAGAAUAUAGUUUCCUUUAUAUCUUGACCUGUAGUGUAGUGUUGUUCUUUUUCCCCUUGUCUGUUCUUUGUUGACACCCAUGUGAGUGUUUUUGGGUUGAAUGUUGUCACUGGAGGUGGUCGAGAAGAUUACUUGUUUGGACAAACAGUAUAUGGA